Trematosphaeria pertusa is the source of this 2676-nucleotide messenger RNA. Its product is annotated as MFS general substrate transporter. The record is from RefSeq and is a predicted model, not a curated record. The transcript is spliced from 3 exons. Gene Ontology annotation, cellular component: membrane. The coding region runs from base 393 to 2345 and encodes 650 amino acids. Lineage: Eukaryota; Fungi; Ascomycota; Dothideomycetes; Pleosporales; Trematosphaeriaceae. Gene Ontology annotation, molecular function: sucrose:proton symporter activity.
CCACCGCACAGCUGACCUCGCUGCCGCCAACCUGUUCGGUCCCCACCCGCAUCUUACCGCAUCAUCCCCCUAUUUGAUCCUGCGUCGCGCCCCAAUUGCGACACGCACGACACGCCUCGCCGCCAAGACCCACGAUACCCUGCUGCGGCUGCGAGCGUGACACCUGGUCACCUCGGAAUGGCAGGCUUCCUCCGCUCCUAUUACUUCCCCAGAUAGCGCCUGCUCCCCGCCAUCGCCGUCGCCAUCGUCACCCCAUACUCUCCCACGCCCGCUCCGGCCAUUAUUGCACAUAUACGGUUCCGUCGGCCCGCCAAUCACCCUGUUCGCGAUACUCGCGUCUCGGCCACCCGCAUCGCAGCACUUAGAGCCCGCGUUGCUCUGCUCACAGAGCCAUGGCUCCCAAACGCCCGCCGCCUUUAUCACCUCCGCCGUUCGCAUCUCCGCCCUCGUCCCCACAGCCGCCCAUGCGCCAGGCUCCGAGCCUCGACGGCACCGUCGCCGCACACCCCAAAGUCGUGUCCUUCCGCCGCAGCUCCUCGCCGCCCGUCGAAGAGGUCAUAAACGAGCAGUCACCGCUGAUCCGGCCGAGGACGUCGAAUGAGAUCGACCCCCUUCUCAAAGUAGUCUCGCCCGCCUGUAGCGACGACUGGCAAGGGGACGAGGAGGAGACAAAGAGCAGCUUCUUCCUGUUCCUGCUGACUCUCGGCGGACUCGGGCUGCAGAUAGGCUGGUCGGUAGAGACCUCGAACGGAUCGCCAUAUCUAUUAUCCCUCGGUCUCAGUAAAUCGCUCCUCGCGCUGGUAUGGAUCGCGGGCCCUCUGUCGGGCGCACUCGUCCAGCCCUAUGUCGGUCUGAAAAGCGAUAACUGUCGCAUACGAUGGGGCAGGAGGCGUCCCUUCAUCAUCGGAGGAGCAGUAGCAACGAUACUCUCGCUCAUGGUACUAGCGUGGGCUAGCGAGAUUGUCGGAGGCUUUCUUAGUAUAUUUGGCGCUGAUAAGGAGUCAAAAGGUGUAAGAACGAGCAUUGUGCUAUUUGCCGUUCUGUUCGUUUACGUGCUGGAUUUCGCUAUUAACGUCAUCCAAGCUGCUAUUCGAGCGUACAUUGUAGAUGUCGCGCCGACUCAUCAGCAAGAAUCCGCAAAUGCUUGGAUGAUCAGAGCCUCGGGUAUUGGCAACAUUCUAGGCUACCUCGCAGGAAACGCCAAUCUUCCCAAAUAUUUUCCAUUCUUCGGAGACAGCCAAUUCAAAGUCCUCUGCGCCAUUGCCUCAAUCAUUAUGGCUGUCACGGUCGCCAUCAGCUGCAGCGCUGUCCAUGAACGCGACCCCCGUUUCGAAGGUCCUCCCGAGACACAGGAAGGCCUCGUAGCCUUGUUCAAAUCCCUCGCUCGUUCGGUACGAAAGCUGCCUUCUCAGAUCAAAAGAGUAUGUGAGGUCCAGUUUUUCGCCUGGAUUGGCUGGUUUCCGUUUCUCUUUUACAUUACAACCUACAUCGGCGAAAUCUACGCAGAGCCAUUCUUUGAAGCAAAUCCCAACUUGUCCGAUGACCAAGUCCAAACCAUUUGGGAGGAGGCUACGAGAGUCGGUACUAGAGCAUUACUGGUUUUCGCUGUAACCACCUUUGCAGCAUCCAUCGUCCUGCCCUUCAUUAUCCCGCCAACCUACGAGGCACCGCGGCAGCAACCGGCCACUCCUCUGACGCCUACCACGCCGCGCUCCAUGACAGGCUCGGGAUAUUUCUCCCUCAAAGACCCAGGGAGACGCAAGUCUAAAACCCUUUCAGGCCGAUUCUACCGCUACCUCGAUGCAUUGCAGAUCAAGAGCCUCACGCUACGCCGGUCAUGGAUGCUAUCACACGUCAUGUUCGCGGCGCUUAUGGCGCUCACGUUCUUUGUGCACACUACGCUAGGGGCCACUAUUCUUGUCGGUCUGAUCGGUAUUCCUUGGGCCCUCACCAAUUGGGCGCCAUUUGCACUUAUUUCCUCCGAGAUUUCUAAACGGGAUGCGAUACGCCGAGGGUUACUUAAUCCAAAUCCGCGUGAUCGAGAAGCAGCACUCGUAGCCGCAGGCGAGGAUGAAGCGGGAGAAUCAGGCGCUGAUCAGGCUGGUGUGGUAUUGGGCAUUCACAACGUUGCCAUUGCCGCCCCGCAAGUCAUUGCUACGCUUGUUAGUUCCGCUAUCUUCAGGUUACUGCAGAAGCCGAGAGGGACGCCCGGGGAUGACAGCGUCGCUUGGGUGCUACGAUUUGGCGGCUGCUGUGCUGUAGUCGCUGCAUGGCUUACGCUUAGAGUCGGAGAAGAGAAAGAGGACGAGGAAGAGGUAAUCGAGAGGCACAGGCGUGCCUCUUAGGCGGAGAAUCACGGAGAGUUUUAGGCAGAAGUGGUCAGAGGGCUGGAGUGCAGAGGUGUUUGCAUUGUUUACGCGCCUGUACGGAUACAUUCGGGUUUCGCGCGGACCUGGCAGAUUCGGUGUUCGGCUUGGGUUAUGAGAUCGGGAUGCUUCGCGGCACACACAUACCACGGUAAAGCGAGCUAGCUGGUUAGGUUUUGGACCAGGAUCAUAGCGUGCGAGCGUUUGGGAAUGCUCUGGAGUUCUUCGGGGUAGGUUGGAUAUGCGAGCGUAGAAUCGCUGCAUUGCACUAUGAGCCAUGAAAAUUCUUCUGAUACCUUGCGUUAGGGAG